GUUUCUUUGACAAACGGGCGGAGUGAGGAGUGACAUGGCGUCGACAAGCCGUGGAGAUGGUCUGACCCUUCCCAGAGUUCAGUGUCCCAACCACCCUGAUGCCAUACUGGUAGAGGACUACAGAGCAGGGGACAUGAUUUGCCCCGAAUGCGGCCUUGUAGUAGGUGAUCGUGUAAUCGAUGUAGGCUCAGAGUGGAGGACGUUCUCCAACGAGAAAGCCCUCAAAGAUCCAUCCAGAGUGGGAGACGCCCAGAACCCACUGCUCAACGGAGGCGACCUAACCACCAUGAUCAGCAAGGGAACUGGUGCUGCUAGUUUUGAUGAAUUCGGCAACUCCAAGUACCAGAACCGACGGACCAUGAGCAGCUCUGACCGGGCCAUGCUCAACGCCUUUAAAGAAAUCAGCACCAUGGCUGAUCGCAUCAACCUGCCAAGAAACAUCAUAGACAGAACAAACAACUUAUUCAAGCAGGUUUAUGAACAGAAGAGCCUGAAGGGGCGAGCCAACGAUGCCAUUGCUUCGGCCUGCCUCUACAUUGCCUGCAGACAAGAAGGUGUGCCGAGAACAUUCAAAGAGAUCUGUGCUGUCUCUCGGAUUUCCAAGAAGGAGAUCGGCCGGUGCUUCAAGCUGAUCCUGAAGGCGCUGGAGACCAGCGUGGAUCUCAUCACCACCGGAGACUUCAUGUCCCGCUUCUGCUCAAACCUCGGCUUGCCCAAACAGGUGCAGAUGGCGGCCACCUUCAUCGCCAGGAAGGCAGUGGAGCUCGACCUGGUGCCUGGCAGGAGCCCCAUCUCAGUGGCUGCAGCAGCCAUCUACAUGGCCUCGCAGGCCUCCGCAGAGAAGAAGACCCAGAAAGAAAUAGGAGACAUUGCCGGCGUCGCAGACGUUACGAUCAGACAGUCUUACCGACUCAUCUACCCACGCGCUGCAGAACUCUUCCCUCCAGACUUCAAAUUCGACACACCUGUCGACAAGCUGCCCCAACUGUGAAGACUUGAUCCCGACACAGUGACGAUAUUUUUCUGCUGUACUUACAGGACUUUACUCUCCUUUUUUAAAAAAAAACAUUUUUGUGUUGGAUUUGGAAGAUUUAUCUGCUCCCUCCUAAGACGUCGAGCCUUCGUCACGGUGCUCCCUCGCAGGAAUAAAAACGGACACAUUCCAGUGCUUAAAUAAACAGCUUUGCAGACUGUACUUACAGUAUUUCAUUUGCUUGUAUAUACUGUAUCAUGUAUAUAUGUCCAAGUGGGAAAAAAUGUAAUUGAUGCUUGCAAUUUUAGGCCGGUUUCAUACUGUAUACAUAAAACUUUGUUUUUGUAGAAAAAUGACCUGGUUCUAUUUUGUUAGUUUGUUUGAAUUGUUCUAAGUAAUUUAAAAAAAUAAAAUGAAAUAAAAGACUUUCAGUAAAGCAUGGUAAUCAGCUCAUGGUUUGAAUAAUAUUAAACAUUUGUUUACAUAAAA
Molecule: messenger RNA, 1462 nt
Organism: Epinephelus lanceolatus (giant grouper)
Lineage: Eukaryota; Metazoa; Chordata; Actinopteri; Perciformes; Serranidae
Gene: gtf2b
Product: general transcription factor IIB
Biological process (GO): transcription initiation at RNA polymerase II promoter; RNA polymerase II preinitiation complex assembly; transcriptional start site selection at RNA polymerase II promoter
Cellular component (GO): nucleus; transcription preinitiation complex
Molecular function (GO): acetyltransferase activity; TBP-class protein binding; RNA polymerase II core promoter sequence-specific DNA binding
Source: RefSeq, a predicted model, not a curated record